UGUAGCGGGGCCGGGCGAGCGCGCCGGGCGGCCAGACAUGGAGGUGGUGGACGAGACCGAGGCGCUGCAGCGCUUCUUUGAAGGCCAUGACAUCAACGGUGCCCUGGAACCUUCCAGCAUAGACACCAGCAUUCUGGAGGAGUACAUCAGCAAGGAGGAUGCCUCCGACCUCUGCUUCCCUGACAUCUCUGCUCCAGCCAGUGCGGCCUCCUACCCCCACGGGCAGCCAGCGAUCCCCGGCUCCAGUGGGGUCCACCACCUGAGCCCCCCUGGGGGUGGACCCUCCCCAGGGCGCCAUGGGCCCCUCCCACCCCCGAGCUACAGCGCCCCGCUCAACUGCAACAACAACAACGGCAUGGGUGCCAUGCCCAAGCCCUUCCUGGGGGGUGCAGGGCCUCCCAUCAAGGCGGAGCCCAAGGCUCCCUAUGCCCCAGGCACGCUCCCGGACUCUCCCCCAGACUCGGGCUCCGAGGCCUACUCCCCCCAGCAGGUGAAUGACCCCCAUCUCCUGCGCACCAUAACCCCUGAGACCCUCUGCCAUGUAGGAGUGCCCUCUCGCCUGGAGCACCCGCCCCCACCUCCAGCCCACCUGCCAGGCCCCCCGCCCCCGCCGCCCCCGCCUCACUACCCCAUCCUGCAGCGGGACCUGUACAUGAAGGCCGAGCCCCCGAUGCCCCCCUACGCUGCCAUGGGGCAAGGUCUGGUGCCCACCGAUCUGCACCACACCCAGCAGUCCCAGAUGUUGCACCAGCUGCUGCAGCAGCAUGGAGCAGAGCUUCCCACACACCCGUCCAAGAAGAGGAAGCACUCUGAAUCACCCCCCAAUACCCUCAAUGCCCAGAUGCUGAAUGGAAUGAUCAAACAGGAGCCUGGGACCGUGUCAGCUCUGCCCCCACACCCUGCUCGAGCCCCAUCCCCGCCCUGGCCUCCCCAGGGCCCGCUCUCCCCAGGCCCUGGCUCCUUGCCCCUCAGCAUCGCCCGGGUGCAGACGCCGCCUUGGCACCCGCCAGGUGCACCCUCACCAGGCCUCCUGCAGGACAGUGACAGCCUCAGUGGCUCCUACCUGGACCCCAACUACCAGUCCAUCAAGUGGCAGCCGCAUCAGCAGAACAAGUGGGCGACACUGUAUGAUGCCAACUGCAAGGAGCUGCCCAUGCUCACCUACCGCGUGGACGCUGACAAAGGUUUCAACUUCUCGGUGGGUGACGACGCCUUCGUGUGCCAGAAGAAGAACCACUUCCAGGUGACGGUGUACAUCGGCAUGCUGGGCGAGCCCAAGUACGUCAAGACGCCCGAAGGCCUCAAGCCCCUCGACUGCUUCUACCUGAAGCUGCACGGAGUGAAGCUGGAGGCCCUGAACCAGUCCAUCAACAUCGAGCAGUCGCAGUCGGACAGAAGCAAGCGGCCCUUCAACCCCGUCACGGUCAAUCUGCCCCCUGAGCAGGUCACGAAGGUGACUGUGGGGAGGCUGCACUUCAGCGAGACCACUGCCAACAACAUGCGCAAGAAGGGCAAGCCCAACCCUGACCAGAGGUACUUCAUGCUGGUGGUGGCCCUCCAGGCCCACGCCCAGAACCAGAACUACACGCUGGCCGCCCAGAUUUCUGAGCGCAUCAUUGUGCGGGCCUCCAAUCCCGGCCAGUUUGAGAGUGACAGCGACGUGCUGUGGCAGCGGGCGCAGGUGCCUGACACCGUCUUCCACCAUGGCCGUGUGGGCAUCAAUACCGACCGGCCGGAUGAGGCGCUGGUGGUGCACGGCAACGUCAAGGUCAUGGGCUCACUCAUGCACCCCUCAGACCUGCGGGCCAAGGAGCACGUGCAAGAGGUGGACACCACGGAACAGCUGAAGCGGAUCGCGCGCAUGCGGCUGGUGCACUACAGGUACAAGCCGGAGUUCGCCGCCAGCGCGGGCCUCGAGACCACAGCGCCAGAAACCGGUGUCAUUGCUCAGGAGGUGAAGGAAAUCCUGCCUGAGGCGGUGAAGGACACUGGAGAUGUGGUCUUCGCCAACGGGAAGACCAUAGAGAACUUCCUGGUGGUGAACAAGGAGCGCAUCUUCAUGGAGAACGUGGGUGCCGUGAAGGAGCUGUGCAAGCUGACGGACAACCUGGAGACGCGCAUUGACGAGCUGGAGCGCUGGAGCCACAAGCUGGCCAAGCUGCGGCGACUGGACAGCCUCAAGUCCACUGGCAGCUCGGGUGCCUUCAGCCAUGCCGGGAGCCAGUUCAGCCGGGCAGGCAGUGUCCCCCACAAAAAGAGGCCCCCCAAGAUGGCCAGCAAGUCAUCGUCUGUGGCCCCAGACCAGGCCUGCAUCAGCCAACGCUUCCUGCAGGGGACCAUCGUCGCCCUGGUGGUGGUCAUGGCCUUCAGCGUGGUGUCCAUGUCCACCCUGUACGUGCUAAGCCUGCGCACCGAGGAGGACGUGGUAGAGACUGAUGGCUCUCUUGCCGUGUCCACUUCCUGUCUUCUGGCCCUGCUCCGGCCCCAGCACCCUGGGCGGGGUGAGGCCAUGUGCCCAUGGUUCAGCCAGAGCUUUGGGACCACUGAGCGCCGACAGUCCCCUGGGACCACUGGGCUGCCAGGCACACAGCCCUCUCUGCUGCUGGUUACCACCAGCCUGACCAGCAUGGCCCCGGGUCCAGCCCUCCGCACCUUGGACCUGUGCUCCAGCCAGUCCUGCCCCAUCAUCUGCUGCUCCUCACCUGCCCCCAAACCCACCACCGACCCAGGUUUUGGCUCCAGCUUGCACCCCGGCCACAGUCCCAACCCCUCCACCAACCGCUCAGGCCCCAGCCAGAUGGCCCUGCUGCCGGUCACCAACAUCAGAGCCAAGUCCUGGGGCCUCUCGGCCAAUGGCAUUGAUCACUCCAAGCAUCCAAAGAGCUUGGAGCCUGUGGCCAGCCCUGCAGUCCCCUUCCCUGGGGCGCAAGGCAAAGCCAAGAACAGCCCCAGCCUUGGUCUCCAUGGCCGGGCCCGCCGAGGGGCUCCCCAGCCCAGCCUGAGCCCUGCCCAGCCCACUCGGGCCCAGGGCCAGCCAGCCUCUCUACUUGCAGAGCCAGUGCCCUCCCUGACCUCCAUCCAGGUGCUGGAGAAUUCAAUGCCCAUCACCUCCCAGUACUGCGCUCCAGGGGAUACCUGCAGGCCUGGAAACUUCACCUACCACAUCCCUGUCAGCAGUAGCACCCCACUGCACCUCAGCCUGACCCUGCAGAUGAACUCCUCGUCCCCUGUGUCUGUGGUGCUGUGCAGCCUGAUGUCAAAGGAGGAGCCGUGUGAAGAGGGGGACUCUCCACAGGGCCUCCACAACCACCAGGACACCCAGGGCACCUCCCACCAGUGGCCAGUAACCAUCCUGUCCUUCCGCGAAUUCACCUACCACUUCCGGGUGGCACUGCUGGGUCAGGCCAACUGCAGUUCAGAAGCCCUGGGCCGGCCAGCCACAGACUACUACUUCCACUUCUACCGCCUGUGUGACUGAGCUGCCCUCCCCGGGCAGCUGUACAGCAGGGCCCUGGGUCCCCAGGUGUCACCGCCACACGCACUGGAUGUCAUGGUGUUACACUGGAGCCUGCGCCCCAGCUCUCUCCACUCACUGGCGCUCUCUUGGAGAGACUGAGCUGGGCUCGGCCCUCCCCACGACUGGUGAAACUGGAAGUCCUCACACUGGAGCUGCUGUCCUGCUGGUGGCCCCUCAUCCCACGGCAGAGCUGGACAGGGACCUCCUGGGGCAGGACAGGCCCAAUUCCCACCUGUCCACUCUGGUGGUUGGAGGGCUGGCUUCAGGCACCCUGGAGGCAAGGGGAAGCCUGUGACUGUACAAGCCCCCUCCCCGCCUCCCCUUCGAGACUGGAAGCACCCCUCAUUUGGAGUGGACCUUUGAAAUCAACAGGGGUCUUGGAUUGAGCCCUAAGAGACUUGGCUCAGACCCCAGUGAGUGGAGGGCAGAUGCCCCCAUCCUUGAAGCUGCUCCCCAGAGUGGGUUGGGAAGCAAGGUAGUGGACUUUUUUAGGGUUUGACUGUUACGCUGACUUGGACUUCUAAGCUUUAAGCAAGGCCCAGGAGGUCCCUUUCCCCUGGGAGAGCGGAGUUCCCAUGAGCCCCUGGGGUAGCAGAAGCCAGCCCUAGGUGAGUUGGAGAAACUGACCAUGUGCCUGUGAGUUGGAGAGACUGAUCAUGUAACCGGAUACCUAGUGCCUGGCUGAACCAGGGGGGCCAGCGGGCCAGGUAAGCCUUGCGCUCUUGAACCUGGAGUCCCCUGGGAAGGAAGGUCCCUGUAAGCCCCAGACGGUGUCGCAGCCCUAUGGCCUAGGUUUGUGGAAGCUUCCAGAAUGUGUGUGGUAUAGGGGACCCAUCAUUUUCUGAGCAGAGGAGCAGGAAUCCCUGCAAGGCAGGCUGGUCUUGUUUGGUGGGUGGAUGCAGAGCUUCUGCCAUUAGUAGCGGAGUGAUGACUAAAAUGCACUUGAACCUGGGCAGGAGUGGCAGGAUGGAAGCCAGAGUGGGCCUGCUGGUGGUCACUCGCCAGGACAAGGCCCUGACGGCUCUGUCCCAGGGAGCCUGGAGACGCGCCUCCCAACCCCGAGCAGGACUCUGGCGUCCCCCUCCACUCUUGUCUGCUAGUGGCCUUGUCUCCCCAAAUCAGAAGCUUGGAGAGCUAGAGAGACCCCUCUGCUCACUCCUCCUGGGAGGGGGCCAGCAGGCUUGGGUUAGGGAUAAAGGCUUACGUCAAGUGGCACUGUGAACCUUUCUUAGUGGCUGUCUGGAGCAAUCUGAAGCCACAUCCCGACCCGCGGAAGGAUUGCCCAAAUCAUGGAGUACGGCUGCUGUGGGUUUGAAGAGGGGUGGGAACUGCCGACCCUGGGUGUUGUUCUGCCCUUUUGGGGGAGCCAGGCCUUGCCCUCCUACCUCUCAUUCUCCACUUUGAACGGGAGGCUUUUCUGUGGAGGAGCUGACUCUCAAAGAAGCCUAGGAACUGCGGGUCCCCUCUGCGCUGGCUCUCAAAGCACUUAUCCUCAGGACGGGCAACACCAGCGAGCCCCACGCCCCGCCGUCCGCGGUGCGCCUCCACGCCCUCAUUCUGACAUAGGAAUUACAUGGCCUUCCACACCAUGCAGGGGGCCACGCCUUAUGACUACUGUCCACCCUUCUCCCACUGGGGAGACCCUCCCUAGGCCUUAAAACAGCCUUUUCCCAGCCCCUGUGAUAGGGAUCCUGGGGCUUCCUCAGUGGGGAGCAUGUCCGUGGACUGUGGCCCCCUCAGUCCUUUACUGGAAAGUGGCCCUCCCCCUCCCCUGGAGCCCACGUGGACAUAGCAGAGCCCCAAUCUAGUGAGCACUGGAUGUCUCCAUGCCUGGGGAGGGUCCUCAGGGCAGGGGUGGGGGCCAAGCUGGGGCUCCAAGCUGCUCUAAGGGGGUCAACCUCGGACCAAAGUUGCCUUAAGCCCAGUAAAUUCAAAGGGCUUCCAGGAAGGUGAGUGGUCACCUGCUGGAGGCCGACAGUGGCCUGGCGCUGGUGAGUGGGUGUCUUGGCCCCAACCCCCACCCGGGGUCCAGCAGCCUGUCCCUUACUCCACGUACUCCCAUAGCCACUGGGCUAAUCUCCCCCAAGCUUCAAGCUGUACAUAGGGCCUCUAGAUGCCCAGGUCCCCCUGCCCACAUUAUGUCCCCCUAAAAGCCGGCAUGUGCCUAGAGCUCCCCCUCGCUCCCAGUUAACUCCCAGCCCCCCGCCCCCCGUCCCUGAGCAGUGACUCAUAUUUAUCACGUACCCACUCUGACGCCGAGGCGGGCAGAGGCUUGCUUCCUGUCUGCUGAACUGUUCUUUUCUUCUGAAAUAUACAUAUAUAAAUAAAUGUAUAAAUACUGCUUUGUAUCUGGGUCUGCUUCCCCAUCUGU
Messenger RNA from Talpa occidentalis (Iberian mole), 5888 nucleotides. It is a transcript of the gene MYRF, whose product is annotated as myelin regulatory factor. Gene Ontology annotation, cellular component: nucleus; endoplasmic reticulum membrane. The transcript has 27 exons. Gene Ontology annotation, molecular function: DNA-binding transcription factor activity; sequence-specific DNA binding. The coding region runs from base 38 to 3478 and encodes 1146 amino acids. The record is from RefSeq and is a predicted model, not a curated record. NCBI's taxonomy places the organism in Eukaryota, Metazoa, Chordata, Mammalia, Eulipotyphla, Talpidae. Gene Ontology annotation, biological process: central nervous system myelin maintenance; positive regulation of DNA-templated transcription; protein autoprocessing.